CUGAAUGGUUAAGAGAUUUGCCUCUGAAUGGUUAAGUAUUAUACAGAGUCUGAAUGAUCUGGUUUAAAAAUGGCGUCGGUGUUUCUGUACCACGUGAUUGGGGAUCUGACGGUGGGGAAGCCGGAGCUGGCGGAGUUCGCCGAGACUGAGACGGUGGAAUCGUCGAUCAAGGCGAUCGGGGAGUCGACUGAGUCCGGAAUCCCGGUUUGGAGGAAGAAGAGCGCCGCGGCGGCGGCGGAGAGGGCGGAGAUGCGGCAGCAGAGGCUGCAGCAAAACAGAAGAAAUCACAGAGAAAACUUAUGUUAAGGGCUGCUCGAAAAUCAGGUCAAGAGGAAGCUGCAUCUAAUAGUAUCUUUGAGACAGAAAUAUCAGUUCAAGAAACCACAAAACCAUGGUGGGCUGAUUUAACUACAGUUUGACGGAGAUGAGACGGAGGAUCAUAGAUGGAAUGGCACCCAAUUAAAAAAGACUACUUACU
Molecule: messenger RNA, 478 nt
Organism: Cuscuta campestris
Lineage: Eukaryota; Viridiplantae; Streptophyta; Magnoliopsida; Solanales; Convolvulaceae
Source: the annotation of a GenBank genome assembly